CCUUAAACAUCCUGGAGGUAUACGACUCCUUUGGUAAUAGAGGAUGAAGGGCUUCUAUUUUGGGGAUAAGCUCUGCACCGGAGUCCUGGAAAAAAAGACAUCUUGAUCAUCCUUCACAAGCAAUGCAUGAUUGUGCAACUUACAACGAUGAAACUGCAAAAGGAGGCAAAUAGAAUGGAACAAUAAGAAGAACAACACUUUUUUUUUUCUUGCAUCAAUGAUACUCUCUACAUUUCAAAUAAUAUGACUGAGUGGAACCAAUACAAUAUCAAAGUCCUCUGGUAAAAAGAUUACAAGCCUAAAAAGUUUCCCAUCCUCUCCCCUCUCUCCAUCCUCUGCAUCUGAGAAUCAGGACUUCUGUGGAAGAGACCCAGAGGAGCCCCUCUCCCACCUGGCCAACAAGCUUCUCGGCGCCUUUUGGGCACAUUUAUAUAACUGUAAGACGGAUAAUCAGCAGCCUCAAACGAUGUGUCUAUAAACAGAGCAACAUUAAGGAGAUAAAAAGCAUAAAGCGCGCUCUCGGUGAAGCUCAGCAUCAGCACCAGCAAUCCGAAGCGCGUCCCCGCCCCGGUAGAGGCUGCCCGAGAUCCCGGGAAGAGGAGUUGGAGCUGUGCGAGUUAAAGUUGGGCUAAAAAAGGGGGGUGAGAGGAUGCUGCAGAGGAAUCUACGAUCCAAUUAACACAGCCUAUGUGAAGAAACGUCUUUCUAAGUGAAGGAUGACUUGCAAAAUAUUGAGCAUAUGCCUCUUAUUUUUGGGUUUUCAACAUUGCUCAUCACGAGAAUGUGUUGAUCCACUAAUCUCUGGGCUCUACGCCUCUUCAUUCCUGGCCUCUUCAAGAUAUAACUUCCUGUACUCUGCCAAUUUUGCCAAACUCUAUGGCAGCAGCGGCUGGUCCCCAUCCCCCAGAGACAGACAGCCAUGGCUGCAGGUGGAUCUGGGCAGAAAGUACCGUCUGGUGGCGAUAGCAACCCAGGGGACCUUUAAUUCUUAUGACUGGGUCUCCAAGUACACACUUCUCUAUGGAGACAGACCAGACUCCUGGACACCAUACAUCAUGAAAGGAGGAAACUCAACAAUGCCUGGUAACUGGAAUUAUUAUCAGGUGAAGAGAAAUGUCUUCCAUUAUGCCUUUACUGCUAAACACAUCCGUCUGCUGCCUCUGGAGUGGAACACAGAGAAUGGAGGAAAGAUUGGUGUGAGACUGGAGCUCUAUGGCUGCGCAUAUGAUUCCUAUGUGCUGCAAUAUAACGGAGAUGACGCAGUGGUCUACACGUAUCCAGGAAAAAGGUCACGUACUCUGCAAGACCACAUCGCCAUCAAUUUUAAAACCCUGGAGCAGGAUGGUCUGCUUUUACAUAGCGAGGGGAUUCAAGGAGACCUCUUCACCCUUGAGCUAAAGAAAGGCCGUCUCUAUCUGCACAUCAGCCUUGGAAGUAGUGUUAUACACAAAGUCGAUGGCCGAAUCACUUUGAGUGCAGGAAGUCUUCUUGAUAAUCUGCACUGGCAUUAUGUGACUAUCAAGCGCUACGGCCGACAGGUGAACUUCACAGUGGACAGUCAGACAGUGACAGCUAUCUGCAAGGGAGAAUUUACUCAUCUGGAUCUGGAUAAUCAGAUGUACGUUGGAGGAGUAAUAGAGCCGAACCUGCCUCACCUUCCUACCAUACCAAAUUUCCGUGGGUGUCUGGAAAAUGUCUUUAUCAAUGGCAUUAAUGUUAUUGACAAGGCCAAGAGAGAAGACCCUGAUAUUCGUAUUCCCCGAAAGAAAAAGAUGCAUUUUGCCUGCCGUGACAUUCUUCUGAGACCAAUGACGUUCGCCGGACCCAACAACUUCCUGCAAGUCCCGGGGUUCUUUGGAAGACCAAAGUUGUUUGUGAAGUUUAAGUUUCGCUCAUGGGACUACACUGGGCUGCUGAUGUUCACACGCUUUGCUGAUAACCUGGGUGCCCUUGAGCUGGGUUUGAGUGAGGGUCAGAUCAAUGUCACCAUUUUCCAGACUGGAAAGAAGAAAAUUCAGUUUGGUGCAGGUUACAGGCUUAAUGACGGUUACUGGCACACUGUAGACCUGGCGGCCAGAGACAACCUAUUGACCCUCACCAUUGAUGAGGAGGAGGGCUCACCACUGAAGAUCACCAACCCUUUCAGCAUUCGCACGGGGGAUCGCUACUUUUUUGGGGGUUGUCCCAAAACCAAUAACACAAUAUUAAAGUGUGAGACCAAACUGAAUCGCUUUCACGGCUGCAUGCAGCAUAUAUUUAUAGACAACGAACAGCUUGAUAUCGACAUUACUCUGCAGCGACAGUGGGCUCGAUAUGAGGAGCUGUUGAUAGGAACCUGUGGGAUCACUGACAGAUGUACUCCAAACCCAUGUGAACAUGAGGGCAGAUGCAUCCAGUCUUGGGAUGACUUCAUCUGCAUUUGUGAAAAUACAGGCUACAAAGGAGAAGUGUGUCACAUGUCGGUUUACAAAGAAUCAUGUGAGGCGUACAGACUGAGCGGCAAGUACUGGUCUGGAAAUUACACCAUUGACCCUGAUCUCAGUGGGCCGCUAAAACCAUUUGAGGUGUACUGCAAAAUGAAGUCAUAUAAAGCUUGGACUGUGAUUAUGCACGAUCGAGUGGAAGGCACCAAAGUGUCUGGAAGCUCGAUAGACAAUCCAUAUAUUGGAGAUGUGAACUACUGGAAUGCUACGUGGGAUGAAGUCAGUGCUCUCGCCAACACAUCCAUGUACUGUGAGCAGUGGAUAGACUAUUCCUGCUAUAAGUCCCGUCUCCUCAACACCCCCAAUGGAAGGCCUUUUGGAUACUGGAUCGGUCGCAAUAAUGAGACUCACUAUUACUGGGGUGGGACAUUCAGAGAAGUCCAAAAAUGUGGCUGUUCUAUCAACCAAACUUGUGUUGACCCGAAGUUUCAGUGCAACUGCGAUGCUGAUUAUAGGCAAUGGUACUCAGAUAAAGGCUACUUGGACUUCAGAGACCACCUGCCUGUAAGGAGGGUGGUGAUUGGGGACACCAACAGAACCGGUUCACAAGCACAGUUCACAGUUGGGCCACUCCGUUGUCACGGCGACAGAAAUAUCUGGAACACGAUAGCCUUCACAAAACCCACCUACAUCACCUUCCCCACGUUCAGGCCUGGAUCAACAGCUGACAUCUCCUUUCACUUUAAAACCUACCGUGCACCGGGUGUCUUCUUGGAAAACUCUGACGACCAGCUCAGAAACUUCAUAAGAAUCGAACUGAACACCACCCACAAUCUUGUGUUUGUGUUUAUGGUUGGAGAUGGCAUCCUUAAUGUUACUCUUCGCUCGCCUGUGCCGCUCAAUGACAACGAGUGGCAUUUUGUUCAGGCUGAGAUUAAUGUGAAAUUGGCUCGAAUCAAGGUCGAUUACCAGCCUUGGGCUGUCAGACGGUUUCCAGGUCAGACCUUUGUCACCAUGCAGUUCACACAUCCCAUCCUUGUAGGUGCAGCCAACCGCACCCUCAGACCUUUCUUGGGGUGCCUUCGAGGGUUACGUCUGAACGGUGUUCCUCUUGAUUUAGAAGCAAAGGUAAAUGAAGAACAGGGUAUAAGGAGGAACUGCACUGGCCAGUGUCUUAAUGCCACCAUACCAUGUCGAAACAGUGGGCAGUGCAUUGAGGGAUAUGCUUCCUACACUUGCGAUUGCAAUAACACAGCUUUCGAUGGUUUCUACUGUCACAAAGACAUUGGCGCCCACUUUGAGAUUGGGUCUUGGCUGAGGUACAACAUACGAAAGAAGCCCAUUUCAGAUGAGGCAGCCUGGGCAAAUUGGAUCGACCCACACUAUGACAAUUUUAGUCUGGGUUACAACGACACGGCUGAUGACAUAGAGUUCAGUUUCAGCACUGUUCACACUCCAGCUGUAUUACUCUACAUAAGUUCCUUCGUUCAAGACUACAUUGCUGUGAUACUCAAGAAUGACGGUAGUGUAGAUCUGAGGUACAAGCUGGGGCUCAUAACACACAAGUACCAGCUGACUCACCGGAAUCUGGCAGAUGGAUACCCGCACUAUGUGAACAUAACCAGACACAAUCGAACCAUCAAAACACAGGUGGAUUACAUGGAACCCAUUGUGGAGAAGAUAACCCUUGUGGAAGAUGCUAGGUUUGAUUCUCCAAAGUCCAUGUUCCUGGGCCGCGUAAUGGAGGUUGGUGACAUCGAGUAUGAAAUCCAAAAGCACAAUGCUCCAGGAUUCAUUGGAUGCAUUUCUGGGGUCAGAUACAACGUCUAUGCGCCACUUAAAGCUUUAUUCCGUCCAAAUGAAACAGAUCCCCCCGUAACGACACAAGGUUAUGUCUCUGAGUCUAACUGUGGGGCUUUUCCUCCUGUCCUGGGUUAUGUGCCUUGGGAAGUGGACCCAUGGUUCACAGGCAUAGAAUAUUUUUAUAUCCAUGAUGAUCUUGGCUUGAUCUGGAUAGGGGUUAUUGCCCUCCUGGCCUUGCUGCUGCUCUUUGGAGGUCUGUACGCCAUAUAUGUGUAUGCAUACCAGCAGAAGGGCAGUUACCACACCAAUGAACCUAAAAAUCUGGAGUCUCCAAGCAGCUCCAGGCCACUGACCGAGACCCUGAGGAGAGAAAAAAAGCAUCUACCGGAAAUUGAAGAGGAAUUCCGGAGUGGCUAACAUCACAGGACUCUUGGGACACUGGGUGGGGGUUAGGAUGGGUUUGGAUAAGGGGAACUAGCACUUACAGAAACCACAGAUACCUGUAGUAAGUUUUCUAAUUGUUUGGUUUUCUUUUUUAAGUUCAGUUUUGUGUUUUGUUCGACGGGUGAGCGUCAUAAAACACACCUGGUGCUCUGUUUUACACAGUCCUUGUUUUAGUGAGGUCAAAGCUGAAAUCAAGCCCCAUGUUGCAUGAGUAGCCAACAAGUCUCACGCUGUAUUACAGGGUGAAAUACUGAAGUGCCUCAUCUGAGCAAGCAUAAUCUGAACACAUUCUAGAUUCACCAGAGAGUGAAUAAGACACUGUGGGUAGAAAAGCAGGAUAUAUUCCAGCUUUUAUUGAUGAUUUCCUUUCUGAGCCAUUUAUGAGACAGAUGAAAUUCAUCAAUAGCUUUCUAUAUAGUGAUUGCUAUCUGAAUUAUACCUUUUAUAGACGUUAUCAGAUGAGCCAAUUCUGAACUUUAGAUUGUUAACAAUCCUGGAUAUUGACAGAUUAUUAAAAGUGAGCUGCAAGCAUCCGAAUCUUAGUAAGAAAAAUUGUGUUUAUGAACUUAAUCCAUCUUGUAAAAUGUAUAUCUGCUUCUACUUGUUGUAUAGCAGUCUAUAACAACAAAUUAUCUAUACAGAAUGGCACUUUUAAGUGGAUCAGAUUUGCCAUAGAAUUGCUAGAUUGCCGCUUUGUUGAGUAGCCUGCUCAGAUUCACAACACAUGGUGAUGUGGAGUGAGAAUUUGAAGAAAAAGUACCUCAGACCUUUAGAGAUGUGGACGGUGUGACACAGGUGUCAACAGGAA
Molecule: messenger RNA, 5478 nt
Organism: Cyprinodon variegatus (sheepshead minnow)
Lineage: Eukaryota; Metazoa; Chordata; Actinopteri; Cyprinodontiformes; Cyprinodontidae
Gene: cntnap1
Product: contactin associated protein 1
Exons: 24
Coding region: 717-4643 (1308 amino acids)
Source: RefSeq, a predicted model, not a curated record